UUUCUAUCGUGUAAAUGUUGAUGGAUUGAUCAAUUGAUUGCUUGGAUGAGGAGGGGAGGGCUCAGAGUGAUGAGUCAGCCACUUUCCCUCCGAUGCAGCCUCACUCUUUCCAUUCACUCACUCACUCACUCUCUCUCUUUGGCGCCGGUUUUUGGCUUUUGGCUUUGCGGUGUUUCCCUCUUAUUUGCCUUUUUGGCUUUAAAUCCUUCUUGUUUUUUUCCCACUCCUCUCGGCGCGUGUUGGUCCGUCUCAACUCACUGACCAUCUCUCCUCCUGCAGGCUUGCUGUUGGACCUUUUGUUGCUUUCCCCAUAGUGGUGGAGAUCAGUGUCUCCGCGUAUGGUUCCCGGACUCCAUCGCAGCGUUGCAGUUUCCACGGAUAGCCUAAAAGUGCCCUCUCUUGACCU
Molecule: messenger RNA, 406 nt
Organism: Aspergillus vadensis CBS 113365
Lineage: Eukaryota; Fungi; Ascomycota; Eurotiomycetes; Eurotiales; Aspergillaceae
Exons: 1
Coding region: 93-314 (73 amino acids)
Source: RefSeq, a predicted model, not a curated record